Molecule: messenger RNA, 663 nt
Organism: Saprolegnia parasitica CBS 223.65
Lineage: Eukaryota; Oomycota; Saprolegniomycetes; Saprolegniales; Saprolegniaceae
Exons: 2
Coding region: 1-663 (220 amino acids)
Source: RefSeq, a predicted model, not a curated record
AUGGACGAGGACGCGCCCUGCCGCGUCUGCGGCAAGACCGACGACGAAGAGUUCCUCGUGCUCUGCGAUGGCUGCGACGCGCCUUUCCACACCUUUUGCCACCAUGGCUGCGUCUGCUGCCAGGAAAAGCCGCGCAACAACUUCAACAAGAAGUUCGCUGUCCCGGACGGCGACUGGUUCUGCAAGUUCUGCGCCGGCCACAUCCCCGCGCCCAAGGGCAAGCCGCUCUCGCGCAUCUUUGCCUGGGGCGACAACGAAGACGGGCAGCUUGGCCUUGGCGACGCCGACCUGCUCCUGCAGGCGACGCCGACGCUGGUCCCGAGCCUCGCCGGCCUCUCGGUGCGCGACGUCGCGUGCGGCGAAAACUUUACCGUCGUGCUCGCGAACGAAGGCGACGCAUACUCGGUGGGCACGGGCGUCAGCGGCCAGCUCGGCCACAACGACGUCACGUCCGAGAAGGAUGCGACGCCGACCAAAGUCCCCACGCUGCCGACGAUCAAGAAGCUCUUUGGUGGCUGGAACCACGCGUUUGCGCUCGAAUUCGCGGCUUCGAUUCCCGAAAAGCCCGAGCGCGUGACGCCCACCGCGCGCGGACGCGGCGCCAAAGCCAAGGGCGGCGCGGCGCCAAGGCCCCCGCGACCAAGCGGGCCAAAAAGUAAAUGA